AUGCUUUUUUAUUCGAUUCAAGAUACGAUCAAAAUUCCGUAUCCAAUUGCUCAUUUCGGUCCGGCGCCUUUAAAUGUACGCCUAUUAAGCUAUCGCCUGCGACCAGGAAUGGAAUGGGCUCAGCCAACCUUCUUUAGCAGCAUAUUCCAAUCCGCUCGGAGGGCAGGCCGUAUCAGUGACACCAACUUGACCGCGGAUGCGCAGAGUUCGAUCUUACGAAAAUCCAGCGAUUCCGCAUUCGAAUUGGGUUGGAAACUGUCCAACUCAGGGCUUGCAAACAACUCACCUCCGGAUCCAUCUUCCUAUACAGCACCACAAGUUGCCAAGGACAGUACGGUGAAAGAUCUCUCACCUUACUUGUUGUUUCACAUUCACGGUGGUGGAUUUGUGGCUUUGAAUUCUCAAGCGCAGGAUAUUUUCCUGCGCACAUGGGCUGAAUUUCUAGAUUGUCCCAUAUUUUCUGUGAACUAUUCCCUUGCUCCACAAGCUCCCUAUCCCAGAGCCCUGGAAGAAUGCUUCUUUGCCUAUUGUUGGGCUGCCCUGAAUCGUGAGAAAUUAGGUUGUGCACCAGACGCACGUAUUGUUCUUUGUGGCGAUUCCGCUGGUGGUAAUUUGGUUCUCGGUCUGUGCAUGCGUAUCAUCAGCGCGAGAAUUUCGCCUCGCCCCGCAGGCGCGCUUGUUGCUUACGCGCCGACCUUGAUCUCGUUCUGCCCCACCCCGGCACGAAUGCUCUCGCUGGCCGACCCUUUACUGCCAAUCGGGAUUUUAUCAAAAUGUCUUAUGGCUUAUGCUGGUGUUGAUGAAAAUCGGUUCAGUUCUACGAACUCAAAGACCAGUAUUGGUAGUGGCAGACUAUCCCCACAGAAUCAACGACGGCGACACAGUGUGCUGUCUGGCACUUUGUGGAAUCGUUUUGUUCCCGCAUCCUGGCAGGUAACGGACGUAAACGAAAUGGUUUCUGCUAACCAAAAUGAAGCUUUGAGCAGCCCGUCAUUGUUCACUGCUCGUCGUGAUUCGGUUUCUGUACCAACGGGACUCUCCGAAUUGAAAUACUCUUCACAGAAUAGCGUGCAUAAAUCCCUGCGUCGUGCCUCUUCCAGUGCUUUCAGUUUCACUCAGGCUGAUCUCAACGUGGAUGUUGUCUUGAUUCUGAAUUUCGCCGGUUCGCAUUAA
This is a messenger RNA of Echinostoma caproni, 1173 nucleotides long. The record is from the annotation of a GenBank genome assembly. Lineage: Eukaryota; Metazoa; Platyhelminthes; Trematoda; Plagiorchiida; Echinostomatidae.